AUGAACAUGGUAAAUCACCGCGGUAUAGCGAAACUUCGAGGAUUGGAGUUCCUCAUCCGCCCGAUCCCAAUCAUGCGUGAGCAGAUCCCAAAGCUGGGCAAGUAUACAGACUCGGUCGCGAAGCUGGAGGACGAUGCCUGGAGCCUGGGUGAGGACGCUUAUGUGGCGGCGCUGGAUGUGUUCCACAACUUACACUGCUUGAACACGUAUGUAAAGAUCUCAUACGCACCGAAGGGAGACAGGGCUCCGUCUGGCCAUCGCGGUGGCCAAGGAGGUUGA
Anthostomella pinea is the source of this 279-nucleotide messenger RNA. Lineage: Eukaryota; Fungi; Ascomycota; Sordariomycetes; Xylariales; Xylariaceae. The record is from the annotation of a GenBank genome assembly.